AUGGGCAGGGAAAGUACUGAUCCUAGCCCCACGGUGGCGAGCUCUUCCAUCGCUCUACUGCAAGAGAGGUUCAGAGAGCUGCAGAGAGUGAAGCAGAGAAGAGAAGAAAGGGAGCUCAUGAGACUGUCUCUCGAGCCGGACCUGGCGGCAGCCCCUGUCGCGAACCCUGAUCGUCAGGCCAAAUUCCGUCUCCAACCCAGCAUGAGUUCAAGUUCUUCUCCUCAGGAUUAUUGCUCUCUCUCGCUCGGCCUCACGACUCACGCCAACAGCGACAAAGCCAGUUCAGGAGUAGCGAAGACCAAUCCUAGGAUGAGCUUAUGGCCUGGCAACGAUGGUCUGGCAAUUUCAGGAACAUCAAGAGGUUUUGAGAGCCCUGAUGUGGAUACGUCCCUCCAUCUGUAG
Syzygium oleosum is the source of this 402-nucleotide messenger RNA. RefSeq lists its product as uncharacterized. The transcript has a single exon. NCBI's taxonomy places the organism in Eukaryota, Viridiplantae, Streptophyta, Magnoliopsida, Myrtales, Myrtaceae. The coding region runs from base 1 to 402 and encodes 133 amino acids. The record is from RefSeq and is a predicted model, not a curated record.